AUGGACCAGGAUGACGAAGAAAAUCAGGUUUCAAGCUCGCGAUCGCACCCUUCCGGAUCUACUCUCCUCCCCGGCCCCAUUGCAAACGUCGUAAGCUUAGUUACGAGAUCCUCCUCCCUCUAUCUUCAGCUCGGCACAUUCAUCGGCGGCUUAGCAAUAGAUGGAGCUCGAUAUACGACCCUCACCGGCCUCGAAGUGUCCCGCGCAGUUCUCGAAUCAAUUCUAUAUCGAGCAGGCAAAGAUAUAUCUACAAGGAGCACAGGGGAUCUGGGUAGAGAGGAGGCUGAAGGAUUACUGGAGAAGAGUAUUUCCGCCCUCCAUAAAACAAUCACUAGCAUAUCAUUCGCGGCAUCGACGGGCUUCUAUAUAUCUGCUGCUGCGUUAGAGAGUGCGACGGAUCUUUCUAAGCAGCUUUUAGCGACUCUAGACUCAAUUCUAGGCUCAACUGAUUCUUCGCGGGCGAUUGCUAGCAUCAUCACCCUUAUCCGGCGAGAAUUCCAGAAUCCGGCAACGGGUCAAGAAGGAGAGCAGGUUAGCGUAGCAGAUCUUUUAUUGGGGAUUUGCAGCCUAGCUUUGCUCCAGAGGUGGUGUAGAAAGAUCACCGACUCUGAAAUUAUGGACAGAAAAUGUGAGGAGAUAAUGUGGGAUGUGGUUGUUUUGGAUAAUGGGAAAAGGGCAGACGUGGUUGAUGAAAGGCCAAAUUCCCAGAGUGGAUUGCCAAAGCGGAGAUCGUUGUCAUUCAUGACUACUGGUGGGAACGAUGUGAUAGAGACCAUUGAGAGGGAGGGCCGUGCGGAAGAGGACUCUGAUGAGGAUAUAUCCGAAAUCAGUCUCAAGCAGAGGAUUAUGCGGUCCUUGCCAUCGCAUGCCUCAGUUUCUAUUACGACAUCGACCACGACUACGAAGACGAUCACGGUUGAGGUGACGGGCGCUCAACCUCCAGAUCUGUCACCGCCUGCAGGAGUUGAGAUCAUUGAGGAAAAUGCGUAUCCCUCCAGCGUGGUUGAUCUCCAUGGCGAAGUAGUUACCAACGACCAGGCAAUGGGUGUAGUCCCAAGAUACAGAGUCGUAUAUCGAAUCAUCCGAAAUAAGUUGCGAGGAACCAACAUCGAAAGUAACGGUACUGUUAGCAAUACAGACGAGGCUUUUGCUCGCCACGAAGAAAUUAAGGAUGCUCCUGAUCCUCCAAAAAUACAAGCCAGUCCAGGAUUUAUCACGUCUCCCGGUCUAUCUGAUACGGAAGAGCCUCCAGUGCUGCCAGCCAGGCCUACCCGACUAACUAACACAGCGAGCAGAAGCUCAAAUCUCCCUACACCUCGAUCAGUUGGAUCAGAAGACGAAAGACCUAACGAAUUCUCCGCAUUUCCCAUUGCUAAAGAAAAUACAACCAGCCAAAAACCACGGAAAGCUAGGAGUGCGGCUUCGUCUAUGAGCGGAUCUGAUAAUCCUCCAUCUCGAAAACAAUCAGGAGUCAGGCCCCAUGCAGGAAAGAAGCUGAAAUUGGAUAGGCCCCCGACGAAGUCUACCACUGAGAAGAAAGGUUCGUUUCGCAAUCCGCUCAAAAAGGGAACCGGAACCACACUUUCCAAUCUUUGGACCAAGGAUGUCGCUCAUGAAGCCACAACCCAAAGCAAGUCAACGCAACAGCGUCCCCCAUGGGGGGCUCCCACUGCUGCAUCUGCCGCCAAAUCCCAGCACCCAGUCCCGCAACGGAAUUCCAGCAUUAUUCCAGCACGUGAUGUACCACAGGCUCCGCCGCGAGGCAACCCCAAUUAUUUCUCUUCUCGAGAUCUUGGUCUCAUGCAAGGGUCUGAUAUCCUGCGAAGUCCUUCCCGGACGAGUUACUAUUCAAUACACGAGCGGCGAAGGGACUCAGUGGUUUCGCAGACUGAUACGUAUUCAAUUCACUCAGCUGAAACCCGCCCUGGGUCACCAACACUAUUCAAGACAAAUCUCAAAGCACAGAGCAGUCUGCUAAUUGCUAGAUCUGAGAAGAAUAAUAUAAAACAACCGUCGUCAUCGGAAAGGACUCACCGAAGGAACAAAUCUCAUGCUUCCAGCAUCUACACAUUGAAAGCUAACAACUCUGCAACUUCUCUUGUGCUCGCAUCCCAACCCGGGAGGAGCUUAUUUGCUGACUCUGAGAUACUAGAAAGCUUAAUGCGAACAGGACACGUCGCUGGUAUCUUCCCACAACACCAUAUCGUACGGAACAUAACGAGGUUUGUGCGCUUUGCAUCCGCAUCCUACGGUGCCAGCUUCCUGCGGGUGAUGGGAAUUGCAACCUCUUCAAGUAGCACGACGAAAGAAAUUGAUACUACACAUCACCACGAACACCACUCAUUCUCUAAUCAUACCCAGCUACCCGCAGACACUAUCCUUCUCUCUUCUUUCGUUGAUCCGGAAGGCGGUACAGAUUCCACUGGGCGUACAGGGACCGGCGUGCCUAUGGUACACUUCGUGUCACUCGAUCAUGAUUCCAGAGCAGUAGUGCUUACCUGCCGUGGGACUUUAGGGUUUGAGGAUGUUCUCACAGACAUGACUUGCGAUUAUGACGAGCUCAUAUAUCGUGGGAAGGCGUAUAAAGUCCACAUGGGAAUCUACGCCUCCGCCCGCAGACUUCUAUCGUCUCGGGUUUUGGCCACCAUCAAGGCUGCCCUGGAGGAGUUUCCAGACUAUGGCCUAGUGCUGUGUGGACAUUCUCUUGGUGGGGGUGUUACUGCUUUAUUGGCCAUCAUGAUCUCCGAACCAUCGCCAACCGGCACAUCCUUCCUCACCACCUCCUAUGAAGAAUCUCGAUUGCCCCUUGCUGCUUGUGAACCACAAUCUAGCACAGCAUCGGAGCAGCUGUUGAGAUUGCCAUCCGGAAGGCCAAUCCACGUUUAUGCCUACGGUCCACCUGCUACCAUCUCCCCGUCUCUUCGUCUCGCAACGCGUGGUCUAGUAACGACCAUCGUGAACGGCCAAGAUCUCGUGCCACACCUCUCGCUUGGCACGCUUCAUGAUCUCCAAGCUGCAGCACUAGCGUUCAAGACUGAUGAUUCAGGCGCGAAAGGGGAGGUUAGGCGGAGGGUGUGGGAAGGUCUUCGUGGGAAAUUCCAAGAUAAAUGGUAUCAAAACGGAGUUGGCGGUACUACGCAGAAGGGAGAUGACGACCAGUGGGCAUACUCUACUCUUAAAGCACUCCGUGCCUCCAUGCUGUCUGCCAAGUUACUGCCACCGGGGGAAGUGUUCGUCGUUGAAUCCAUGCCCGUGUUGAGGAGAGACGCUUUCGCGAAAGACUCAGAGGAAAAUAAAAUCGCUGCAGCAGGCGGAGGUGGUUUGGGCAGGCCAGCAACAAGAAGCAUACUGCGCUACGUGCGCGAUGUGGAGAGACGCUUUAGUGAACUAAGAUUUGGAGGCAGUAUGCUGUUAGAUCACAGUCCCGGGCGCCUCGGCUCCCAGAGUCCCAGCGCGAGAGCUGUCCAGGGCCUCGAUCAAACCAUCUCGAGAAAUUAUUUACGCAUGAAUCUCACCCGACUGUCCAAAUAUAAGACAUUAGACCUGCGCGCGUCUCCCUCCAGUCUUCCUCAACUCGUUGCCAUCCUCACAUCAAGACGCUUCGAAGUGCCGUCGUCACCACUCGCUGCCGUAUUCCCACGAUACUUCCCCGCGCAGAAACACCAUUCCCCACAGCGUCACUACUCGACUUCUUCCCAAAUCAUGGCAGACCGUCCAACACUCGUCAAGCCUCCUCCUCUUGAUCCCUCAAAAUCCGCUAUCGAAAAUGUGUUGGAGUUGACCGAAUUAAGUGCCAUCAGCCCCGACAUGUUCACGAAUACCCGGCCCCUCUGGCACCCUCCGGGGGCUCGUGGGAUCUAUGGUGGUGCCGUGAUUGCCCAAUGCCUCGCGGCAGCCCAGCGAACCGUCCCCUCGAACUUCACAGUCCACAGCAUGCACUGCUACUUCGUGCUGGCGGGCGAUAGCGAGAUACCAGUCAUGUACUAUGUGGAACACGUCCGAGAAGGCAAGUCAUUUGCAACUCGAACGGUGCAGGCGAGACAGCGAGGGAAAUGCAUAUUCACAACGACGAUGUCAUUCGUGCGCGAGAAUUCGGGAGGGGCGAAGACGGUCUCACAUGCCGUUCCGUUGCCGGAUGGCGUGAAGCCCCCGGAGAAUAACAGCGAGGCCGAUGAGGUUGAGAAAGCCAUGAACGGGGGGAGCCCGUUCGUGAGCUAUCAUCUCGGGAUCUUGAAUGCGGAAAGCAAAAAUCCCCACGAGAAGAAGACUCGACAGUGGGUGAAAGUUCGCGGGAAGAUAAGUCCCGCAGGAGGCCACCAGGCACAUCUAAGUGCCCUAGCAUAUAUGUCGGAUAGCUAUUUCAUUGGGACAGUAUCUCGGAUCCACAACUUGGCGCGGGUCGGUUUGUCGAGUAAGGUGAAGAACAAAGGGGAGGAUGGCACAGUAGAUAUAAAUGUAUUGAAGGAGAGAGAAGCGUUUGGACCAGAUUUGGAUGACGGGAAGGUGAAAGCGGAGAUUGGCAUGAUGGUUAGUUUAGAUCAUACUAUCUAUUUUCAUGAACCCAGGAGGUUUCGGGCUGAUGAAUGGACAUUCAUCGAGAUGUCGAGUCCAUGGAGCGGAGAUGGGAGAGGAGUUGUCACGCAACAUAUGUUCGCCAAGGAUGGCACGUUGAUUGCGACCUGUUUCCAAGAGGGAGUCGUGAGGUUGAAGCAGGAACAGCCCGUCCAGCCAAAGCUGUGA
Messenger RNA from Amorphotheca resinae ATCC 22711, 4740 nucleotides. RefSeq lists its product as hypothetical. NCBI's taxonomy places the organism in Eukaryota, Fungi, Ascomycota, Leotiomycetes, Helotiales, Amorphothecaceae. Bases 1 to 4740 code for a protein of 1579 amino acids. The transcript is spliced from 4 exons. Gene Ontology annotation, biological process: lipid metabolic process. The record is from RefSeq and is a predicted model, not a curated record.